Molecule: messenger RNA, 2287 nt
Organism: Selaginella moellendorffii
Lineage: Eukaryota; Viridiplantae; Streptophyta; Lycopodiopsida; Selaginellales; Selaginellaceae
Product: GTPase LSG1-1
Exons: 7
Coding region: 22-1803 (593 amino acids)
Cellular component (GO): cytosol
Molecular function (GO): GTPase activity; GTP binding
Source: RefSeq, a predicted model, not a curated record
GAGAUUAGGGUUCUUGCGGCAAUGGGGGGGAAGAAGGGGAGCCAGGUGCUUGGCAAGGCGCUGAUCAAGCGGCGGAACGCGGACAAGCAGCACCAUCAUCAUCGCGAUGACAAGGCUGGAGCGUCGGCGCUGCAAUCUGUGAUGGAAUUCACGGAUUUGCAAGUGGUGCUCGAGCAGGCGGAAGAGGCCGAGCGCAUUUUCUCCGAUGCAAAUCCGCCGCCCCAGCUUGUGUCAAGAGAAGAGAGCUCCAGCGCGAGCUACGAUGAGGAUAAGCGGAGAGAGGAGGUCGAGAACGAGUCCAGUCUCACUGUUCCUCGCAGGCCGAAAUGGCACAAGAAGAUGACCGUGGAGGAGCUUGACACCCAGGAAAGGCAAGCGUUUCUAGAAUGGCGUCGGAACCUUGCAAGGCUGGAGGAGAACGAGAAGCUGGUUAUCACUCCGUUUGAGAAAAAUCUCGAGGUGUGGAGACAAUUAUGGCGUGUGAUCGAACGAUGCGACCUGGUCGUAAUGGUGGUGGAUGCUAGAAACCCACUAUUUUAUCGUUGUCCAGACCUGGAGGCUUACGUCAAGGAGAUUGAUGAAAACAAGACAACGCUGUUGCUCUUGAAUAAAUCUGAUCUACUGCCCGUCGCAAUAAGAAAAAAAUGGGCAAGCUACUUUGACGAGCUGGGACUGGAUUAUAUCUUCUGGUCUGCGAAAAGCGCUACAGCAAAACUUGAAGGCAAGGACGAUGACCAGGACCUCGAUGAAGCAGACGAUGGUGAUGUUCCGGUUCUAGGCAGGGAAGAACUUCUAGCCUCAUUACAAGUUCGAGCCGAGGGUAUCCGCCAGAGACGAAGCGCGGGACAGGAGGAGAAAGCCGACUCGAGCUUUGACACGUCUUCGUCGGUGAUGGAUACGGAGAAGCGAGUUGCAGUCGGGUUUGUGGGGUAUCCAAACGUUGGAAAGAGCUCUACGAUCAACGUUUUGGUAGGAGAGAAGCGCACAGGUGUGACUUCAACGCCUGGAAAGACGAAGCAUUUCCAAACUUUGAUUAUCAACGACAGGCUGAUGCUCUGCGACUGUCCGGGAUUGGUUUUUCCUUCCUUUACGAGCUCCAAGGCCGACAUGGUUGCUGCUGGCGUCCUACCAGUUGAUAAGAUGACAGACUACAGGGGUCCGAUUCAGGUUAUCGCGAAUCAAAUCCCACGGAGGCAGCUGGAAGAGACUUACGGCUUGCUACUGCCGAAGCCAAAGCCGUACGAGGAUCAAAACAGGCCUCCUACCGCUGCCGAGCUUCUCAAGUCCUACGCUCAGUCGCGCGGCUAUGUAGCUUCGAGAGGUCUUCCAGACGAGACACGAUCUGCUCGGCAGAUGCUCAAGGACUACCUCAAUGGUAAGCUUUUAUACUGCCAUACUCCGCCGGACGACGACACCACAAGCGACGAUGAAAGCAACGACGAUGAUGAAGAAGCUGUUGAUGAGGGUGGUGUUCACAGUGACGAUGUUGACGAUCUCUCAGGAGAAGAGGACGAAGAAUACGAAGAAAGAGAAGAGGAAGAGGAAGAAGGAUCGAAAACAACUACAGGUACUGGUGAAUCCAAUCUCAAAGCUCGACUGGAUGGAAUUUUCAGGGACGUCGACUUGAACGCUAGCAAGAGCCAGGGAGCCAAGGCUGUGAAGCCGAAGAAGGCCCUUCACAAGAUGCAGAAGAAAGCUCCCAGGAAGAAAGACCGCUCGUGGAGAGUGAAAGACGACGAGAGCGACGGCAUGGCUCGCGUAAAAGGGAUAUCAGUCUCCGUGAGCUAUGGAGCAGCUCGCUAGCUUGCUACAUCCAGUCGCAGCAAGUCCAUCAAGAUGGUGCUGGCCAGAUACGAAGCAAAUGAUCCAAAGUUUCGCUUCGCUGUGUCUCGCGCCAUGGAAUGAAACACAAGCUUUGUGUAGCCUUCGUGAGAUCUUGGAGAGAGCUGGAUGUAGAGCUACACAGCAUCCUCGUCCGUGGCCGAGAGUCCCAGCAAGUUCAUCAAGUGAAAACUCCGUCCAUGGUGCUGGCCGAAGAUCGAAGAAAAGGAUCCAAAGUUUUGUUCGGGCAUUCUCUCCAGAAGCUUUUCGGCCUCCUCGAGCUCCCCGUUCGUGACAAACGCUCCAAGCAAGGCGUUCCAGGCAACAACAGUGCGUUCUUCCAUGGUGUCAAACAGCCUCUUUGCGUGGUGCGUCUGGCCGUUUCGUCCAAACGCAGCCACCAUAGCCGUGCUCGAGAUGGUGUUAAACUCCGGCAUGGAAUCAAACAGAAUCUUUGCUGCUUCAA